AUGCCCCUCGGCGAGGACGCCGGCGUGAUGGCGUCGGACCGGGAUCUGCCCCCUAUUCUACCGGUCCCCGUCGCCGACGCAGCAUGGGAGGAGGGAACAGAGGAUACGUCGGACGAACACGACAGUGACACCACCGACGCACCCAGUCUGCCGGCCGAGGCGACUGAAUGGUCCGAGGCGGCGCGCCCGCGCAGCCCGAGCGGGUCUGAGGAGCUGGAGGGCGGCUCGGUUCUGUGCCACAUCAGGGUCGGUGAGCUGCGCUUUCUGUGCCCUGUAUCGCGUGAAAUCAACCCACUUGUGCCCCUGGCCUUCCUGCGCAAGGUCGUGCAUGUGCUGCAAGAGUACCUGGUCGGCAGCACGAACCCGGAGCUGCUGACGGAGGAGGUCCUGUGCGAGCACUUUGACGUCGUCUACCAGCUGAUCGAGGAGAUGCUCGACGGCGAGGGCCACGUCCUUCUUACCGAAGUCAAUGCCCUGAAAGACAUUGUGCUGCCCCCCAGCUGGCUGGACAAGCUCAUCCAGACGGUCGGACUCGAUGCGUCCGCAGACCGGGGGCGCACGUCGCUCACGUCGCCCGUGCCCUGGCGUAGGCCCAACAGCAAGUACUCGAAGAACGAGGUGUACAUGGACCUUUUCGAAACCCUAUCCGGCAUCGUGAGCGCGGACGGCUCGCCCGUCGCCCUCGAUCUUUGGGGCCGCAUGGAAUGCACCGCCCACCUAAGCGGCCUGCCUGAGCUGCUCAUCUCGCUCAAUGCGCCCGAGCUCGUGGAGAACGCAGCGUGGCACCCCUGCAUCCGCCGCGCCGUCUGGACCGAGCAGAAGAAACUGAGCUGCGUGCCACCCGACGGCCACUGCGAGCUGGGCACCUACCACUUACGGGCCUCCCGUGCCGCAGGCACAUCCGUGCGAGGAGAACCGUCCAUCGCACACUUGCAGCAGGCACUGCCCCUGUCCGUGCACACGUCGCUGCAGCCGUGGGAUGCAGCGCAGGGCGGGCUCCCUUUCACCGUCACCCUCGAGCCCACCCUCUCGUCCGCGCAUACGCUAGAGGAUGUCUACAUUGAAUGGAGGCUCGGCGAGCACGUCCAUGGCGUGGACGCGGCAGCACAGCUACAGGGCCUGUCAUCCAAGGCAUCUGUGUCCUCCGACAUUGGCACCAUUCCCCAUGCCGCAGGUGCCCCAGGCUCCAUGAUCUAUGACCGCAAGCACCAGCUCCUGCGCUGGACCAUCCCGCGCCUGGUGCCCACUCACAAGACCGUCCUUCGAGGCACCAUCCUCGCGUCCCAGGCUUGCCGGCCUCUGUACGCCCUGCAGGUUCGCUUUACUAUCGUGGGUCUCUCUCUCUCUGGCAUGCGCAUCAGCUCCAUUCAGCUCGAGCACGAAGCCUACACGCCCACCAAGAGCGCCCGCACGCUACUGACCGGCCAGCUGGAGUGGCGCUGUCGGUCGCCCGGAUACCCUCCACUAAAUUAG
Malassezia sympodialis ATCC 42132 is the source of this 1473-nucleotide messenger RNA. RefSeq lists its product as uncharacterized. Gene Ontology annotation, biological process: intracellular protein transport; vesicle-mediated transport. Gene Ontology annotation, cellular component: clathrin adaptor complex. The record is from RefSeq and is a predicted model, not a curated record. NCBI's taxonomy places the organism in Eukaryota, Fungi, Basidiomycota, Malasseziomycetes, Malasseziales, Malasseziaceae.